Plasmodium yoelii is the source of this 771-nucleotide messenger RNA. Its product is annotated as fam-b protein. NCBI's taxonomy places the organism in Eukaryota, Apicomplexa, Aconoidasida, Haemosporida, Plasmodiidae. The coding region runs from base 1 to 771 and encodes 256 amino acids. The record is from RefSeq and is a predicted model, not a curated record. The transcript is spliced from 2 exons.
AUGAGAGUCAGUAUUUUAAAAUUUGUUUUUUUUUCAAUUAUUAUUUGUUUUUUUAAAUAUGCCAAAAAUGAAUUAUACUUUAUAAAUGAGAGAAACAUAUAUCAUGAAAGGAAUAUAAUACAGCUUAGAAGUAUUAGGAUAUUAGCAGAUGUAGACAAUCAAUUUGAUUUAAAUGAUUUUUAUCAAUCAACUUUGAGUCUUGCAAAUCAAUUUAAUGACUACGAUAAUGAUGAUGAAGAAAUGAUAUCUAUUCGAAAUAUUAUAGAUUCACAUAUAAAGAAGCAUAAAGAAAAUAAUACAUUACCCGAUUUAAAUAAUGUAGAUAAAAGAACGAAAAAGUUAAUUCAUGGACUUCACAAAGAAAUAGAAGAAUUUAAAAAAGAGCUUGAUAAUAAAGGGGAUAAUGAAUUAGCAAUACAACCAAUACAUGAUAAAAUAAUAAUAAAAAAAGAUGAAAAUAGUUCUGUAUCAGAACAUGAAGACUUUAAACAAUUGAAAAAUUCUGAAAAUAUUUUGGAGAUUAAUGAUGAUAAAUUUGACGAUAAAUAUUAUGAAAUUAAAACAAGUAAUAAUUAUAAGAAAUUCAAAAUUAAUGAAAAUAUUAAAAAAGAUAAAGAAAAACCGCUUAAGAAGUUGCUGAUGGUGUCUUUUACAAUUUUGUUGGCGAUGAUAGUAUCAGGAACAAUAAAAUUACUAUUAAUACUUGCACCUUUGGGGGCUUUAAUAUUUAGGAGCUGGCGGAAAGUCAGGAAAUAUAGCUUUAAAUUAUGA